AAUGUUGCUUAAAGGAAUUUCAUAAAACGUCUUGUCGAAUCAAAAACAGUUGCAGAAAUAAUUUAAUUUCAUUGGAAAACACUUGUAUUUAAUCAUAAAAACUUAGUAUAACUUUUUACUCAAGAUUUAAAUCAUCAAAGAAUAUAUAAGGAUGUCUCUUACUUGGUCAUUAAUAGCUGGAUUUCUUUACACCGAAGUCUUCAUUGUUCUACUCUUAGUUUUACCACUUUUCAGUGCUUCGAAAUGGAACCGCUUCUUCAAAUCGCGUUUUCUUGCUGCAUUUGCUCGACAAGCACAAAUAUACUUCUAUUUAGUGCUUGGGGUUUUGGUGAUCUUUUUACUUGAAGCCAUUCGUGAGAUGAGAAAAUAUUCAAAUGUUGAAGAAGAAACAACCUUGAACUUAGGGAUGCAACAUAGCAUGAGAUUAUUCAGAGCUCAAAGAAAUUUCUACAUUUCUGGAUUUGCAAUUUUCUUGUCGCUUGUCAUUCGUCGUUUGAUCAUCUUGAUUUCACAACAAGCAUCUCUCAUUGCUAACUCCGAAGCUUCAAUGCGUCAAGCACAAUCUGCCUCUGACACUGCUCGUCACUUGUUGGCUGCAAGUGGUGGUAAAAAGAAAACCGAUGAAGAAACCAAAGUCGAUGAAGUAAAAGCAGCUCUUGAAGAUGAAGUUAAGAAACUUAAAGAUGAACUUAAACGUGAAACUAAAGAUAAGGAAGCUUUGAAAUCUCAGGCUGAAUCACUUAACCGAGAAUACGAUCGCCUUACUGAAGAGUUCAGUAAGCUUCAAAAUAAGAUGUCAAAAGCUGGUGGCGAUAAAUCAGAUUAAACAUUGAAAAAUUGAAAACUUGUGACCUUCAAAUUCAAUUUUUUCAUUUCUAUUUCUUAUCUUUUCCAUUUUUUUUUCUCGAUUUCUCUCUUUUCUCCCAACUAUGAUUCAUAAAUGUUGGCCUUCUACGUCAUAGUGUGGAAAAUAUUAUUCAUUCAAUUUUUAAUGAUGUGGUUAUUUUCACAUUCGUGAAGUUAUUUAUAUAAAACAACAACAAAGCAUGUGCAUGAUAAUUCAGCAUAAAUCGACAUGAAAGAUUUUUAAAUUUUUGGGAGUGUUGUUAAAAGAAAAAUGUAGGAAAUGAACAAUAAAAUAAAGAGAUUGGAAUGUUUUUUAUUCUUAAAAACUUA
Clunio marinus is the source of this 1176-nucleotide messenger RNA. The record is from the annotation of a GenBank genome assembly. Lineage: Eukaryota; Metazoa; Arthropoda; Insecta; Diptera; Chironomidae.